Meira miltonrushii is the source of this 470-nucleotide messenger RNA. RefSeq names its product yippee-like protein. Gene Ontology annotation, cellular component: ubiquitin ligase complex. The coding region runs from base 91 to 423 and encodes 110 amino acids. The record is from RefSeq and is a predicted model, not a curated record. NCBI's taxonomy places the organism in Eukaryota, Fungi, Basidiomycota, Exobasidiomycetes, Exobasidiales, Brachybasidiaceae. The transcript is spliced from 2 exons.
AAUGAUUACCAUCACCUAUCAUUACAAUCGAUCAUCAUUAUAACAAUCAUCGCAUUCGUAUCGUAAUCAAACCGAAACACAUCACCCAAGAUGGGUAUGACCCAUUUGGAAUACCUUGCUUCAAGUAGGAUAUUUGGAUGCAAGAAGUGCAGAACGCAUUUAUCAACGAUUGAGUCUUUGAUAAGCAGGAAUUUCACUGGACAAACAGGACGUGCGUUUCUAUUCGAUGCCGUCGUCAACAUCAAACUUGGUGAUGCAGAAGAUCGACAUAUGACAACAGGAUUACAUACCGUUCGCGAUAUCCGAUGUGGAAAAUGCGCACAUACACUAGGAUGGAAGUAUGACAAAGCAUACGUCACUUCGGAAAAGUACAAAGAAGGUAAAUACAUUCUAGAACGCAAUUUGAUGGAUGAUGUCGAUUAAGAACCUUUUAGCAGCAACACAAAGCAAUUUUCUCAUUUAAAACCUAG